Ambispora gerdemannii is the source of this 876-nucleotide messenger RNA. NCBI's taxonomy places the organism in Eukaryota, Fungi, Glomeromycota, Glomeromycetes, Archaeosporales, Ambisporaceae. The record is from the annotation of a GenBank genome assembly.
AUGACCAUCGAAAAGCUGAAUGUACAAAAGCAGUUAUUGAUUUUGUUUGGGCAAUCAAUUACCAUUUUCCAUUGUAAAAAUAAUUUCCAAAUACAGAUUGCAAAGAAAUUAGAAAAAUUGGAGACAAAAGUUUCACUUACUGCAGAUAUCUGGACGUCAGUUUCGAAUCAAGCAUAUCUUGAAAUUAGAACAAAAGAAAAGUUUCUUCAAUUACUUGAUGAAAUGAAUCUAAAUGAAAAAAUAUUAGCACUUACUACUGACAAUGAUUCAAAAAUGAUUCUUUGUGAAAAACUUAUAACACAUAAAUUAGAUAUAGAAUGGAAUAAUUGCGAGUUUCAACACUAUUACUGUGCUGCUCAUGUUUUAAAUAUUGCAAUAACUCAUGGAAUGGAAUUAAGUGUAGGAAUAAUUAAUAAAGUUAGAACAUUUGUAACAAAAAUUCGAAAUUCAACAAUUCUUUGCGAUAUACUUAGAAGUUAUUGCCAAGUUAUUAAGAAAAACUAUAUCAAACCUGAGCUUGACGUUAUUACACGCUGGAAUAGUACAUAUCAAAUGCUCGAGAAAUUCAAAAUAAUGCGAAAGGAGCUUAAUUUUCUUGUUGCAAGUAAUAAAAACUUGGCAUCAUUAUAUUUUGAAGACACAGAAUGGAAUGAUAUUGAUCCAAUAAUUGAAUUAUUGGAACCAAUGUUUAAAGCAACAAAAAUAUUAUCAUUAUCCACUUAUCCAACCAUGAAAGAAGAAUGCAUGAUGGCUGAAUCUAUUCGCAAAAAACUUGCUGAUUAUUGGAAUCUUUUGAUGAUCCUACAACAAUUUUUACUAUACUGGAUCCACGCUCAAAAUUACUUACUUUUACAAAUGGAGAAGAAAGCAACAUAG